GGCGCACGUAACACCACUCUGCGUCCUUGCCUGGUGGUAGAAUUUGUAGGCCACCCACGCGGUUGAAGAGGACGGUUACGCUGCCGAAGUCUGUGUGUUGACCUAGCGCCGUGCGCCUAUCGUCUGGCGGCUGCGGCGGCGCUUUGAUCAUUCGUACCUGAUCACCGCUGACAGCGUCGAGGCGGUGCAUGUUUGCUAGGGUGGAUGGGGGCAGGUGGAGACUCUCAUUUAGCAGGUUGAGGAUCAGGGUUACGAUGCUGUGGGCAUUGGUCAUGAAUGAUUUGAAAACCGGUCGUGAUUUAUUGAGGAAAUCCGGCGCUGGCAGGGGUUCUGAGAUUCCGAAGAUAUCGUCCUUGGAAACCUGGUUGUGUUUUUGGUUAGCCCUUGUUCAAUGGACUGCGCCUAUAUAACUCAAUAGCCAACAUUAUAUCCGGAAUCUUCAAGGACCUUGAUUGCUGAAACGCUUGGGUGACUAUGGUUGGUAAAAGGGGCAAUGAUACAUUAUAAAAUUCAUUCCUAUCAGGAUUCCCUUCCCUGUCCACGACCGCUGCGCCAGUUUCCUUGUAUCCAAAGUAUGAAUUCUCUUUGCUGAAAUCAUAGCGCCGUUUCUCGUCGAUGUCUAGUUCGAAUAACUGCUCCCCGAUCCCAAAGAGUUGAUCAGCAUCUGCCAGGAUCGCAGUACCGCGCAGGUCCAAAUAGAAGAACCCCAAAUCCUUGCAUGCGCUGUAUAAGCGUAGCACUUCGGUCUCGUCUUGGCUUAGGAGCUUUUCCAGCGAGAGACGCAGAAGCGGGGCGCAGGGCACAUCGUCUGCGAACGGAGGGAUUCCGGCGAAGUUCUUUUCAUAAGACAUCUUCUUUUUUGUUCACGGGGUUGUCAACACUAGAUUUGCGUCCGGAAAAGAUGGGAAAUUAGCUAUCUCUGAGGCAUUUCUCGGAGAAAUAGCAACGAUAUAAAUAGUACUUAGAUCUGGCGCAAUGGUUUGGGGACCCAUCAGAUGGCCGUGGGGCUCGGUCGUUCUCCCCGCUGCACUGAUGGUCCCAGUCCACGAGGGCGGGGAAGAGCGGAUAUGCCGAGGCCCCGUUUCUCAAAUCGCAGACUCGCAGCGAGUUCCGCCAGAAGAUAUCCAUGGAUGUAUGUAUAUCCGGUAUGUGGGGAGGGAGGGUGAUCGGCUUUACAAGCGCGAGUUUUCUAAUAUGCCUUUUCAAUCAUUCAUGGCUAUAACUUGGCGCACACGCCAGUAAUGAACUAUUAAUAUGCUAGCAAUAUCCCUCUCCAGCUAGAUAUGCCGGGUAUAAGAUUUGAUUUACAGAUGAUAGCCAUGCUCAUCGUUGGAAUGCACUGUUAGCACUGUGGAUUGGACGAGAUUGUGUGGAGGCCUGCUUAGUCACCACAAUUUUCUACAUUGACGAUCCACCACCGCCAGGACAUGACAUGAACGCUGCUGAAUAGCCCUCACGACGAUCAUGGCGCCCUCAGAUGCUGCCCCUAAUACGCGCGCCCAUAUUGCGCAGCAGCUGAUAUCCCGCGCACAUUCACCUGAUACAGCUUCAACCAUUUUCACGGAGAAAGUAAAGCAGAAACCUCUCUUCCUCGGCCCGACAUCCCCCACACCUGCCGAUAACCGCUCUCGCCGACGACUCCACCGCUUGCGAAAGAAGGAAUAUUUCCUGCGUAAACAAAAACCGAAGCCCCUUUCUGCUCGGGAGAAGAGACUUACUGGCAUAUAUGACCUACCGAAGAAGGAGAUCAAAUACGACAUCUUCAAACGCCUCCACCAGAUGUGGAUUGAAUACAUGCACGACGUGCUUGAUUUGAAACGGGACAACCCCCAAACCUAUAUUAAUCCAUUAGUCCAUGGGAGUUUAGUGGCCAGCGCGGAUUUCCAUGGAGCGGAGCUUGAGGUCGUACGUAGCAGAUGUGUUAGUCGCGUUGGUGUGAAGGGCAUAGUUGUGCGGGACUCCAAAUUUACAUUCGUUGUAGUAACAGAGAAAGAUGAAGCUAAGACAAUUCCAAAAGAGCAUACGAUAUUUCGUUUCCAAGUGCCCCUUCCCACCAGCGGCGGCGAACAUAUGGAAACGGACAAGAGCAAUCUUAUUUUCGAGCUACAUGGCAGCCAGUUCGAGAAUAGGCCCGUUGAUAGAGCCAACAAAAAGUUCAAGUGGAGGAAUAUAGACUAUCUUUGAGUACCCCAAUGUCAUAACCUGCAAGCCAACUAGCUACCUCGGAGGGUCCCACGACUUUCUCGAGCAGAAAUAGACACCUGCGUGGGCCUCGUUCAGUAUUUCACUCGAACACCGGACGUGGGCCUCUUAACAUAUCUGGCAAAAUAACGACAAGAGGCAAUGAUCCUCCUCAAGCAAGGCGGUGAAUUUGUUCGUUGGCACCUUAUUAUUUUCGGCAUGUUGAUUUCAACCGACGGCAGAAAAUCUACAACCAUACACGGGGUGUUGAGGGGAAAGGACAAGCUAAAUUUACCUGGAAGAAGAGGGUAAUUCUGGAUCGCUCGAAUCGCGUCCUCCAUCUAGCUGGGUAUGAAAGAAGUGCCAGUGCUUUUUCUCGGGCGUCAUGCAGGUUACUAUGAGUGUCCUGUGUGCGAUCGAGAGGGCGGAGGUUCCGUCAAGGGAUACAUCCUUAACCGUCUUGGAUAUCUUCUCCAUUUCAAUUGGGGAUAUACUAUUGUUUAACCUGGAGAGUCCUCUGGGCGCAGUCGGGGAGAUAGGAUUGCUGACCGUAUGCUGCUCCUAGAGCCUGGCUGAUAUACUAGAACUUUUGACAAGGGAUGAAUGGGUGUCAAAUCGUUUGUUGGGACGGGAAACUUCGCGAACUUACAUUCCCCUUGACGUGUGUCAUAUAUUAUUAUCCGUCUAUAUCACCACGCGGUGCAUGAUUGUUGUUUACUUCCUUUACCUUGUCUCCCUCCUGUUAGCAACUACGGCGAGAUUGAGUGUGGAAUCGACUUCAAUGGAAUCCAUGUUACUUAUGGCACGUAAUGCUCCGCCAACAUGGCCUUCAAUUGUUCCCCGCCUUAUUCAUUGCAACUCCAGUCCAUCAAAUUGGUUGCUACCGCUACACCUGCUUCCGAGCAUGGCUGUGUGAAAUCUUUAUCAAUUUGUGCAUCUUAUGUUGGUUCUGGAUAUUAUUGCAUGUGCUUGAGGAAAAGUAAAAUUUCAAAACGUUUUAAGGAGUAAAUUUAUACAUUCCUCAUCAUAUCAAUACUCAACGUGAUGCGUUGUUACAUUAGUGGCGUUCACCUUGAAACGGUGUCCAUUAAGCUAAUACAACAACUGGCAUAAUACCGUCGUCAUAAUUCAGAUGACAUAUAUAGUGAAAGCUUCGCUCUCAACGCUAGUAGCUCCUCUUAUAUAUCCAGUCGCAUCCAUUGUCCACUACUUCACGGUAGGCAGGCUGUUGGUGUGUUCGGCUGGCGGGCAUUCCACACAAGGUGUGCUACUGGGCCUGUUUAUUGAGAUAGGCAAUCCCAAUCCUACAGCAUGGAGUUAUUGUCGACCUUGUUACUUCGAGGUAUCUUGCGUUGUAUCUUGUUGUUGGCACCGUGGUUUGAUGUGAAGAGUGGAUUCUCAACCAUGGCUGGUUCUUGGUAGAUAAUUAGGUUACGGAUGAUGUAUUCCAUUUGAAGUUCCACAGAACACGUCGUUUCCAGGCAGACUCGAUGCCCCUCUCGGAAUGCAAAUGCCAUGGCUAUCGCCAAGUCCUAACCGGCUAAUAUCGAGGUGCAUACCGCCGAUGUUCAGUGGGGUAUUGUAAAAUAUCCACAAAAACUCAUCAGGAGAAGUCUCGAUAUGAGUGUCAUCAGGCCACUCUGCACCGCCGAUAAGAAAACCUUUCUUGACGCCAGUUCCCAAUCUACCACCGGCGACCAGGUUCAUGAUGUCGAAUUCUUCAUCCCACUCCGCAGAGACGGCUAGGAAGUGGGAGUGGAAACGUAAAGGGUCCCCGGGAUAUGCAAGGUACUGGCAUCCAAAUCGGAGGCCGGGAGAUAGGAAGUAUCCUUUCGAAUGUAAGUGGGCAAAAAGAGGGUACGACUGUGGUACAUCUGGAAGAGUGGGAGGCUGAGGGGGUGGAGCUUUUGGAAAUAAACCAUCUGAUGUUGCGGGGGUGAUUCCAAAGACAGCUUCCACGGCAAUGGAUUGUCUUGAAGGUGUAAGGGCUGAGGAAGGAGUUUGAGUAGAGCUUUCAAAGAGAUGUUCCUCAGACUCUACUUCAUUGGAACUUUGAGAAAGCGCUGAACCCUGGAUCUGCAAUGGCUCUGCCGGUUUAGCAGCGUUUCUCUUUUCUAAUUUCUUGAGUGCUUCCUCUCUCCGUUGUUCCUUACGGCCCGCCUGGGCUAGUGCUGCUUGACGACCUUCUUGCUCGAGACUCUGAAGGUAACGAUGCCGGUCCUGGUUAGCUAAGUUCUGCAUGCCAUCCUCAUGAACCUUGGCAUCAUCAACGAUAUAAGCCACGCCCUUCUCAACUAGUAUUCUUGCCUCCUCUGGCAUAAGCUCCAGGGGAAGUCCAAGGAAGACAUUCUGCUGGGGAAUUUGUGGUAGAGUUCCUAUCAGCGCACCACAAAUAUUGUGCUCCCGACGUAGAUAUGUCGCUAUAUCGACUGAGAAGAGGAAAUAAUGUCCGGAUACCAGACUUAUAGGAACUGGUAGAUCUGGGAUGCUCCCCAUGGUGAUCUAUGGGUCAUUGACCCGGAGCAUCAAACAAUGGCUCUACCCCGUAUCGAGUCAACUAGUGGGAAGAUGUUAGCCAUUUACAGUUUAUGCCAUGGGUAUCAUUGAUAUAUAGCAGUGUGCGUGUAAUGAAUCAUAAGAAAAUUUACGUUUCUCGUCACACGAAUCCAGAUUGUAACUGAGUUUUUCAGGGGAUUGACAGAUUUGUAGAGGAUUAAUCAUUUAGGAAGGGAGUGGCUAUCUCAAGAAUGGCAUUUCGAUUUUUCACUUACCAGUUACACAUUGUCAUGAGCGUCAAAUGGUUGACCAUCCUCAGUGGGUUAGGAUUUCGAAGUU
Blastomyces gilchristii SLH14081 is the source of this 5016-nucleotide messenger RNA. Its product is annotated as ribonuclease P protein subunit POP4. NCBI's taxonomy places the organism in Eukaryota, Fungi, Ascomycota, Eurotiomycetes, Onygenales, Ajellomycetaceae. Gene Ontology annotation, biological process: tRNA 5'-leader removal; rRNA processing. The record is from RefSeq and is a predicted model, not a curated record. Gene Ontology annotation, cellular component: ribonuclease P complex; ribonuclease MRP complex. Gene Ontology annotation, molecular function: ribonuclease P RNA binding. The coding region runs from base 1465 to 2184 and encodes 239 amino acids. The transcript is spliced from 3 exons.